Messenger RNA from Batrachochytrium dendrobatidis JAM81, 1722 nucleotides. RefSeq lists its product as uncharacterized. Gene Ontology annotation, cellular component: RNA polymerase II transcription regulator complex. Gene Ontology annotation, molecular function: DNA-binding transcription factor activity; protein dimerization activity. NCBI's taxonomy places the organism in Eukaryota, Fungi, Chytridiomycota, Chytridiomycetes, Rhizophydiales. Gene Ontology annotation, biological process: positive regulation of transcription by RNA polymerase II. Bases 1 to 1458 code for a protein of 485 amino acids. The transcript has 2 exons. The record is from RefSeq and is a predicted model, not a curated record.
AUGGCAGCCCAAGGAGCAUAUAUCGACACUUGUAAUUCUACUGAUUCAUCAUCCAUGGAUGCCUCGUUCAAGUCUGCUGGUCAGUUUAAUUUGAAUACAGCUCCAUUGACUCAAAGUCAAAGCGGAGGGAAUAGCGUAAAUGAUCAUAAUGCAGAGAAACGAGCUACUCAUAAUGCAGUGGAGCGUGCCCGUAGGGAAUCACUCAACUAUCGCUUUCAAGAACUCGCCGGUGUUAUUCCCUCUUUGAACUCUGUUCGCAAGCCAUCCAAAACUGUUAUUAUUCAACGCUCACUUGAACAUGUACAUGAGCUCCGUCGACGCAUUGAAAUCAAAGACCGCACCUUGGCCAUGUUUCGUCAACAGAUUUCAGAACUCAAAAGUGAAAUCAAUAAAACUCGUGUCCAUAAUGGCUUUGCUCCAUUAACCAUUGACAUUCCGGACGAAGACCAGCUUAUGGAAUCUGCCCUUCUGGAACGGGAUACUCAGCAGCGCCAAAAAAAGCGCCAUCAAAAAUUUUUUACUGCAGGUGGUCUGCCCAUUCUAACCCGCAAUACAUCCAUCAGCUCAGAUGUCAUGCUUAACGAAUUCCAAAACAUAGAUGAUGAGGAAGAAGACGACCAGGACAGCAUGUAUAUAUCCUCUUCCAUACCAUCUGGUUUAUCUUAUAUUAAAGAAGCGGAGAUGGGCACUUUUUCGCCCUUUGAUCCCAACUCUUUUGAGCAUAUGCAAGCAUCUAGGCAGAUGCGAUCUUCGGUGGGGGGCGAUACCCAAAUGUUUCGAUCCAACGCCAAUCAAUCGACCGACGGAAUUGCCUUUUCCCAUUCUCUACCAUUUAACCGUCCGUUCCGUGCCGGCUCUCUUGUCAUUGAUGGUCAUGGCAGUCAGCAAUCCUCCUCAGGUAUUCCUGGGGUCACUAGUCCAAUGACCAUGUCUGUUCCAGGUGCCAUGCCACCCAUGACACCGUCUCCACUCCAUAUCACAGGAUUUGAUCACAUUGGCACAAACGCAGCGGCAGCAGUAGCCAUGCAUUUUCAGCAAACCGGGUUUCAUCCAGCUAGUAACGGGAUUGCUUCAUCUUCUACACCUCCAUCAGGAAAUUUUAUGGGAAAUAUGAUAUCAAAGGUUGAUUUAUCACAACGUCCCUCGUGGAUAAACACUCAACCUACGGACAAUCUGACGACACGAAAGAAUAAUUUUGAAGAGUCAAUGUUAACCCAGCUACUCCAUAGCUCGGACAUGACUCAGCAGCAGCAACAACAACAACAACAGCAGAUGCAAUCGGGACAAGGGAAUAUGUUGCAUAGUCAGCAACAUCAUCACUCGCAACAUUCGCCUCAACAUCUGCAACAAUCACAGUUUCAGUACCCUAUUCAGCAAGCCUAUUCCCAGUCACCCUAUCAACAACCACAACAGCCUCAGCAUUUUCAGUCAAAACAUCCAUUAGCACAGCAACACUAAUGGAUUCAUAUUGUAACUGAGUUUAAUCCUGUCUAUAAACCUUAACUUGGUUACAUUUCCUUUACUGCUGGUCUAACUCGGUUUAGUUUAUAGACAUUGUUUCAGCACACACCUACACUUGAAUCCCCCGCCUCGCGGCCUUGUGCGUAUCGCUAAUCUUGUAUUCACAUGUCUUUUGAUAGUAUAUGCAAUACUAUAUAUAAGCUCCCAUAGACACUGUAAUCUCAUCUUUAUAUUCUUUUUUGGAUCAUAGUGCAAAAUACG